AAACAUUUUAAAGGUAAAAACACAAAAUAUUCUUAAACCCUCAAAACCUCGACAACAACAUAAAAAGGCGCACAUUUCUGAAAGCCUUACACUAAAAAACUGAAAAGCUAUCUAUCCACUCGAGUGCACUUAACAAUGGCUUCUUCAAACGCCUCAAUUCUCACCCGCAAUUCUCUUUUAUCAUUACCCAUUUCACAACUCCACACCCGUACCCGAAUUCAACCAAACCCACCUCAUACAACCCGACCCGGACUGUCUUCUUCUUCUUCUUCUAUCAGUUCUUCUUCAACUAAUAAUGGAUUGAAAAGUUUGUAUCUUUCUUAUAUUGGGUCUAGACGGUUCAGUUCUGGUAAUAAUUUUCAGAUGACGUCAGCAGUUUCCGGCGAUGGAGGUGGUGGUGGUUAUGGAGGUAACUCCGAUGAUGGAGAUUCUGGAGGUGGUAACAGUGGUGGUGGUGAUGGUGAGGGUGGAAGUAGUAACUGGUCAUUGCUUGCCUGGUAUUUAUCUCUUCUUGAGAAGUAUCCAGUAUGGACAAAAGCAGUUACAUCUGCAUUGUUGACACUUUGUGGAGAUCUAAUCUGUCAGUUGUGGAUUGACCAAGUAGCAUCCGUGGACGUAAAGAGGACAUUUCUGUUCACUUUCUUGGGGCUGGUCUUGGUGGGUCCAACUUUGCACUUUUGGUACCUCUACUUGAGUAAAUUGGUCACAACUCCAGGGCUCUCUGGUACUCUCAUGCGCCUUGUAAUAGAUCAGUUCCUUUUUGCUCCAAUUUUUGUUGGAGUUUUCUUAUCCUCUCUGGUAACACUUGAGGGAAGGUCAUCACAAGUGAUUCCAAAGCUUCAACAGGAGUGGUUCUCGUCUGUCCUUGCAAAUUGGCAACUCUGGAUACCUUUUCAAUUUAUCAACUUCCGGUUUGUACCUCAGCAAUUUCAGGUCCUUGCUGCUAACUUCAUUGCGUUAGUGUGGAAUGUCAUCCUAUCAUAUAAAGCCCACAAAGAAGUUAUUGUAAAAUAGGUAUACCAAUUGCAGACUUCAGGUUGUCGCUCCGCUGCCUACUGAUGCCGAGAAUUUGGAAUAGGCAUGUGAUUUAUGCUACCAAUUUUUUUUUGGUUGAGAUUGAUCUAGGUUGAGAAUGUCUUUGGUAUUCCUGUUCCAGAUCAAUGGUUUAGUGGGAAUGUUUUGCUUCUGUAAAGUCAGAUCUCGCAAUUACAAUCUGGACUCCUAAAUUUGUUUUUAUCAAGCACUUUGCUGCUUUCUCCCUCAUUUCGUGUGGAAUUUCACACAAAACUUCUCUUCUGUAGACACUAUCAAAUGUAACAAGAAUGCUAAUUAUAGACAUUAUUACAGAAAA
Messenger RNA from Lycium ferocissimum, 1351 nucleotides. RefSeq names its product protein sym-1-like. Lineage: Eukaryota; Viridiplantae; Streptophyta; Magnoliopsida; Solanales; Solanaceae. Gene Ontology annotation, cellular component: membrane; cytoplasm. The record is from RefSeq and is a predicted model, not a curated record. The transcript has 8 exons. The coding region runs from base 136 to 1014 and encodes 292 amino acids.